CCUAUUUCCUCCAACCGCCCGGCGAGCACGCACUGUUCACGCGUCCUCUGCUCUCCCAUUGGCUGACGCUCCGCACACACUCGAUUCUGAUUGGUCGAGUGUUGCCACCCGCACAGUGCGUGUUGUGAGUUUUGUUUUUCUUUUUUUUUUUUUUUUUUGUUUCUCUCCCUCUCCUCCUCCUCCUCCUCCUCAUGUUUUACACACACAGCUGAGAGGAAAAGGGAGCACAGUCAGAGGGAAAAGCGACCUCAACCCUACCCCAAGUACAGACAGCAGCACUCUCUUUGUUCUGUACGGGCUUUGACAACAAAACAAAGUCAUAAGUAUACAUUUUAUUCCUCAAUGCCAUCACGAAAAUACACAGAGAUGGACUCAAACUGGACUGAGUAUAUGGAUCAUUGUGCAAAGAGAAGGAGGCAUGACAGCGAGCAGACUGUCCCCAGUGCAACCUGUGGCCUGGAGUACACGGACCUGGAGGCAGCUGAAGCGCUGGUGUGCAUGAGCUCUUGGGGUCAGGGUCACUUCCUCAGUAGCAGCAGCAGCAGCAGCAGGCCGAACCCGUGCAAGCCCAGACCCCUCACCCCGGCGUCGGACUCCUGUGACUCCCUCAUGCCGCUUCCAGAACUUCCAGAGCCCCCGAAAGACUUUGUGUCCCUCUCCUCCCUGUGUAUGACUCCCCCUCACAGCCCGAGCUUUGUCGAGGCUUCCAGCACUGCGCUCCAGUCCAGCUCUGGCCUGGCGGUGUCCUCACAACACUGUGGACUCCAUCAACCUGUCCUGGCACCCGCUGCUGAAAAGACGCCCUCCCUCCCCCCUCUGCCACAGCCCUGCAGAGCCAUGGCGACCAGCGUCAUCCGCCACACCGCAGACAGCACCCCCUGCCAACACCGCAUUCCAGUGGCACCCAAUCCAAAGACAACUAGAGACACAGUAACAGCCGCAACGGUCUGCCAGCAGCAACAACAACGGCAGCAGCAGCAGCAGUGGCAACGCAUUACAAAGACUGAGCAGAUAACCACACCUCCAUCUCCUCCCACACCCACAUUAUCCUUCUCACGAGCAGAGCUGCACGCCAGUCCCUCCUGUUUGAACAGUGUCUACACCCCCACUCCUGUCAACAGGCAACCGCUAAAUAGCCCGCUCACUCCCUGUGCUUCCGCAACCCUGUCCCCGCCCUCAAUUUCCAGCCCUCAAAUCAUCUGCCAGAUGUUCCCAGUCAGCAGCCAAUCGGGUAUAAUCUCAGCCUUCAUCCCCGGUGCGGUUCAGACAUCCAAUACUGGGAUUCGGACCUGCACCACACCCAUUCUCCCCCAGCCCUCCUCAGCUAACGCCUGCCCUGUCCAGCAGUCCCUCAUCGUGGGCUCAGCGAUGCCCCAGGGCACGGUGAUGCUGGUUCUCCCUCAGUCCUCUAUCUCUCAGGCUGCUCACUGCCAGACUCAGACUGUCAUGACCCUGGGCAACACCAAGCUGCUACCUCUGGCCCCGGCCCCCGUUUAUGUGCCGGCGGGGCCCAGCGGCUGUACAACAGCCACAAAGAUGGACUUUUCCCGCAGGAGGAACUACGUCUGCAACUUCCCGGGCUGCAGGAAGACGUAUUUUAAGAGCUCACACCUCAAGGCUCACCUAAGAACACACACAGGUGAGAAGCCUUUCAGCUGCAGCUGGGACGGCUGCGAUAAGAGGUUCGCACGCUCCGACGAGCUCUCCCGUCACCGGCGGACACACACCGGCGAGAAAAAGUUUGUGUGUCCCGUGUGCGAGCGGCGAUUCAUGCGCAGCGAUCACCUCACCAAGCACGCCCGCCGCCACAUGACCACAAAGAAGAUUCCCUCCUGGCAGGCUGAUGUUCGGAGCCUGAACAAAAUGGUUGCUGGCAAAACACCUCUCUCAAAACCGGGCCUCGCCACGCUAAGCAUGCUGGUACCUGCUCAAAGUAGACAAUGAACACUGCCAUCCUACCCACUCCCGAGAUACCGCAGGGACACGAAGCAGCCAAGCACACAAGGCUGCUGCUAUUUCACUCAUGGGAAUGAAAAACAAAAACAUGCACUGGACUCUUUUUUUUCCCUCUCUACUGCUCAUUUGUACAUGCAUUUUUCUUUAAAGGACUCUUUGUUUACUUUGAUAUAAUUGAUAAUAUUAAUGCACUCUUGCCAAAGCCUUUGUAUGUAGUUUGUCUUAUGCAUUUCACCACCCCUCCUACACACUUUGUUUGUGUUGAUACUAUAUAUGUGAAUGUAUUGUUUGUUGUAAUAUGAAAUGCAUUUAUUUGUCAUAUUUGGGGGAAAAAAACAUGUAAAUAUGAAUAUUAAUCAUCAGUACUAUGAUUAUACCUUGAUUAUAUCUCCCUGUCUAACUUUUCAUAUUAUUUAAUACAUAUUUGUAAUAAAAAAUAAAAUAAAAUUAGUCAUUCUUUGUGCA
This is a messenger RNA of Sebastes umbrosus (honeycomb rockfish), 2421 nucleotides long. Its product is annotated as Krueppel-like factor 11. Gene Ontology annotation, molecular function: RNA polymerase II cis-regulatory region sequence-specific DNA binding; DNA-binding transcription factor activity, RNA polymerase II-specific. Lineage: Eukaryota; Metazoa; Chordata; Actinopteri; Perciformes; Sebastidae. The transcript is spliced from 4 exons. Gene Ontology annotation, biological process: regulation of transcription by RNA polymerase II. The record is from RefSeq and is a predicted model, not a curated record. Bases 343 to 1944 code for a protein of 533 amino acids.